Molecule: messenger RNA, 1170 nt
Organism: Micropterus salmoides (largemouth bass)
Lineage: Eukaryota; Metazoa; Chordata; Actinopteri; Centrarchiformes; Centrarchidae
Product: asialoglycoprotein receptor 1-like
Exons: 6
Coding region: 38-979 (313 amino acids)
Source: RefSeq, a predicted model, not a curated record
GAGAACAGAGAACAAUUAGGUAAAGUAAGAAAGCAGUAUGGCUGAGGGUCUCUAUACCAAGCCAGACCUCAUCAGAAAAGUUAGAUUUCAGACAGGUGAGAAGGAAGACAGAAACACAGAACUCUAUGAUAACAGCAGUAAUGUGAGGAUUAAUCACAACAACUGGGCAGAGGGCAGUACGCCGCUGGAAUCACAGGACAACACUACCGGGAACCAACAGAAAACCACUUCAGUCAAUGUAAGUUCAGGACAAAGGAAUCUUUUCAGAGCUGUUGCAGUGUUUCUGCUGCUGCUGUGUCUUCUCCUCCAGAUUGCAGUGAUUGUCCUGAUGGUCCAAUUGAUUCAAGACAAAAGCAACUGGAACAUGGAGAGAAAUCAACUGUGGAUGGACAAUGCCAACCUGACAAGCGAAAGACACAAACUACAGCGGCGUUACAGUGAAAUGGAAAGUCUUAAUCACUUCCUGACCCAAAAUAUAAGCCAGUUAGAGAAUGAGAAAAAGCUUCUGCAGGCCAUUAACACCAACCUCACCAAAGAGAGAGCUGAAUUACAAACAAAGCUUGAGACUCCAUGCUGUCCUAACAACUGGGAAAAGUUUGGAAAUAGUUGUUAUCUAAUUUCCACCGAAAAGAAAAACUGGAAUGACAGCAGAAAGAUCUGUAAAAAUGUUAAUGCAGAACUGGUGAUCAUAUCCAGUAUUGAGGAACAGAGAUUUAUGAGCUCAUUUGGCCUGGAGACCUGGAUUGGUCUGACUGAUGAAGAGACCGAAGGAGAUUGGAAAUGGGUAAAUGGAACAAGAGUCACCGAAACGUACUGGAGAACUGGACAGCCGGAUAAUAAAGGAGAAAAAACAAGUGAAAACUGUGCUGAGAUUUCCAUACAACAAGAUUUAAAAAACUGGAAUGAUUUAAGUUGCACCAAAUCAUUAUUCUUUAUCUGUGAGACAACGCUUUUUAAAAAAAUAAAUAAAAUAAAAUAAUUAUGGUACACUCUUGGCUGAUUCCAUAUCUAUUUUGCUUUCACUCGUGUAAAAUACCAAUAACAUACUGCACAUUCUCCUCCUUCUCUAUGCAUAAAUAAACUUCUGUACUUGAUUGAUAUUAUAUUAAUUAAUGAUUUGUUGUGUUUGUGAUGUAAUAAAAAACAAACCACAAAAUAAAUACAUUUUUC